This is a messenger RNA of Micromonas commoda, 3798 nucleotides long. RefSeq lists its product with no specific name. The transcript has a single exon. The record is from RefSeq and is a predicted model, not a curated record. Lineage: Eukaryota; Viridiplantae; Chlorophyta; Mamiellophyceae; Mamiellales; Mamiellaceae. The coding region runs from base 1 to 3798 and encodes 1265 amino acids.
AUGUUCUACUGGGGUGAUGUUCCGGUUGAAGGUGGGGCGAAGAAUGAAGGCGCGGAUUCGCAGGCAAAGCGCCAAGGGAGCAGAACGACAUCGCAAGGGCAAGAGGCUGCCGCUGUGGCCCAGGUCGGCGAUAUUGGUCCUCGGAGGGUUCUUGAUGAGGCUCGUGCUAUUCUGACGGAGCAUAACAGCAACGAUGACGAUAUGCUUCCUCCCGUCGGCAGAUUCGAGUGGGUGGACGUGGAGGAGGACACGAAACGUUUACAAGCUCAAGGCACUGGACGUCUUCUCUCUGCCUGGGGUGUCCCACCUCUACAGCCCACUGAGGCAGACAGAAGGAAGCAGAGAAUGUAUGAGAGAGUGCAUCGCACACAAUUUCGCAAGAGAAACGCAGCAAACUUCUUUGGGAACCCGGAUGAGAUCGACGAGCUGGUGCUGGAUAUUGACAAGGUCCCAGACAGGGAAGAGAAUGUCGAGAUAAAACUAAAUCGCGAAAGCAAGACGGCAACGCAGGCGGUAGCAGGCCCCAGUAGAGAUACUCCGGCUCACAAGUUGGGCGACUUAGGUGACAAUAUAUCGGACGCCAGACACCACCUCAGAGCCUCUACAGGCAACUAUCUGAACAUGGUACUCGGACAAGACCGGGUGACUGCUGCGUCCACUGCAGCCGAAAAGCAAAGCGCCGAGGCUAUAGCAGCACAAAUAAAGCUCGACACUAUCCCCGCCCACCUCCGACGUUUUAUCAACCCUCAGCUUCUUGAACUGCCAGAAGGUUCUCAGGUGGUCAAGAUAUCCGGAGGAAGAGAACACGCCAUGGUGCUCCUGAAAACAAGCGAUCAUCUUGAACGCAUCUUACCUCGGCAUCAAGAAAACCAAGGGCGAGUGUUGAUGAUGGGAUCCGGUGAGCAUGGACAGUUGGGCCUUGGAGAUCAGAAGCCGCAGACGAUUCCAGUGGUGCUCGCAACUUUGGGGGAACAUAUUGGCUGGGGUGGGGGUGGCCUCCGUGUGCGCAUGGGAGGCGAUAGGAUUGGUGGCCACAGUUCAAAGGUGCGGCGUGCAAUUGACAUCGCGGCAGGGGCGAAACAUUCGGUGGCAGUCUCAGAAGAUGGGGAAGUUGCUGCUUUUGGGACAGACACCAACGGCUGUACGGGACAAGGAGAAAAUGGCCUGAGCAAGAUUCACAGACUGCCGCGUUGGAUGUACUGGAUUUCUACGGACACAACUCGUAUUCUUGCUUGUGCUACAGGAGAAAGUCAUACGUUGCUACUGUCUGCAAGCUGGCACGUGUUCACCACAGGUGACGGUGCGUACGGGAAGCUUGGUCAUGGAGACACGCGUUCAUUCUCCACACCGCGACGCGUCGAACCACUCAUUGGACUCAAGAUCUCUUCGAUAUCCGCCGGACAUAAUCACUCGCUGUUCAUAACUGACUCAGGACUUCUGUACGGCUGCGGGGCGAACUCCCAUGGUCAACUCGGAAGUGGAGAUUGUGAUGACAGGAUGUUACCCGUGCGAAUUUAUCACCCAGAUUUCAUCGGAGAUCCAGUACAUCGAUACGAGGAGGAGCCCGAACUCCGGACACUUGAGCUACAGGAACGAAUCCUUGGACCACUCCCUGGUGUCAAAGGCCAGUUCCUCUCCAACUUGGAGGCUGCGAGGCCUUUCGCUCAGCCCACCGAACAACAGCUCGAAGCUGCGGUCAAGGCAAGAGAAGCCAAACUUGGAAUCCAACAGCAACAAACUGAUGAAGAAAUCAGGUUAAAGUUAGGCAUUGCCGCUUCCAAGCCAAACACAUCCAGAGUAAUGCAAGCAUGCGGUGGACGAGCACAUACUGUGAUCUUAACGCAGCUUGGUCGGGUAUAUGUUUGUGGACAGUCGAAUCGGGGUCAGCUCGGUCUCGGAAAUCGCAACUCCGUUUGGCAACCAACGCCAGUUCAAACUAUGGUAAAUCUUUCGUGCGUGCAGAUUGCAGCCGGAGAUGAUCAUAGCGUCAUGCUGAGCUCUUUAGGGCACGCUUACGUUUGCGGUAGGAAUGACACUGCCCAGCUUGGCGACGGCACCUUGGACGAUAGCUUGGUUCCCAAACCUAUGCAGCCUGUUAUUACGAAAGAACUCAUGCGAGAUAAAUCUAAGUAUGAGAUUCUAUCCCUUCAGAACCAUCCGAUGUUUGGCGUUCUCAUCGAGCAGGUAUUUGCCGCAGGAUCAUCUACCUUUGCCGUUGUUUCAGGUGGUGAAAACGUUUACGUUUGUGGCAGUGGGGCUUAUGGACAUCCCCAAGAUCGGAACCCAACUGGAUUCGCUGAAAUCCUACGGCUUACAUUGGAUGACAAGGAGCAGAAAAAAGCUUUAGUGAUGGCUUCAACUGUGCGAAUGCUUCGCCCUGACGAACAAGGUUUCAAUGAUUUGGUACGUCAGAUGGUGCUCUACUCUCGAUACAAUGAAAAGUGCCUGGCCCAUAUAAUGAAGGUGAUGAUGGAGGAAGUGUUGCAGAAACCUACUUUUGUUGUACUGUACGGUUCCAUCUUAGAGGAAUGUAGGAAAACGUGCCUGGGCUGCACUGCUCUUGCAUUCCGAAGGGUCAUCCUGCUUGCGAUAGAGGACGCAGGAGUAAAACUUCUGCAUGCACAAAGUGAGACUCUGAACAAACGGAUGCUGCACAAAAUGGGUUGGGCUAAGUAUCAGCAAGAGCAGAGGGAAGGCGCAGGAUCCACAGGUGGCUCUGGACAGCUCACAUACUAUGACAUGAUAACUGACAGGGACAGCUAUAUGGACUUCAAAAGAUUUCGCGAUGAUUGCAAAGCCAUGCAGGGUCUGGUACGAGAAUUGUUUGAGGUGCACGGAAUUCUGCUGGAAGAUGAUAUGAGGGAUAUAGCUGCGGGCUUUCCUGGCAGUCAACACAGCGUCGGCAUUAUCGACAGUGAAGAGGCAAAGAAGAAGUCAACUUUUUUUGCAAGUUUGUCGCGCUGGAAAAGUCCUGGCGAACGUGCUGUGGAGGAGGCGACGCGCGCACAACAUUUGACGGAAACCCUGCAAGGAGGCAACGUUACCAAACGUGGAAGCGAGUCCGCAGAUUUAGUCCGUCAGGAGGGUUUGUCUUCCUGUCUACCUGUGCCCAGUCGCGCGAUUGAUGAGGCGGCAUGGGAGUUUUCAGAAUCUGUGGGAUGGGAGCAGUACAAGCUUUCAGAGGACAUCAGACCAGAUGAAGGGGCUGGAUGGGGAAAUUACAUCGAAGAGCAACGAAAGCAUGCAAAAUAUGUGUCUCCGGUCGUUAUCCCAGGAGAAGACAUAGAAGAAGCAGAGCUGGCAGAAGCUGAGAAAGAUCUUGACGAUCAAGAGCGCCGCCAGCUGCAGCGCCUGCGUGCACUUGAUAGACGGAAAAGACUUGUCGGCUUGGACGGGAAACGUAUUGUGGAGAGUACGCUGGCGCCUUCGUUCCAUAGGUCAAAUACUGUGAUGACGACUGCGAGAUCCGAAAUUGAGACAAUAAUGACACGUAAGCUUGGUUCAACAUCAAGCACGAGGCUUGCAGAUGAUGAUUCAGGUGGCGGUGAAAGGCGUUUAGCCACCAGGAAGUUGAAGCUACAAAAUAAACUGGCCAGUAUGGCGUCAUCAGGUGAAAGUGUUCAAACCAUCGAGGAGUACAAACAUAAUGCAGAGACAAAUCCAGCAUUCGGGUAUUUCACUCAAGAUGAAAUUGAUGCGGCUCCUCCGGAGGUGCAGGAAGAGCGCGCGAGGCGAACAUUUCAGUUUGCGCAAAAGAUACCCGAGGACAAAACAUUUGCAAUUUUUGAAGAGACAUAA